Messenger RNA from Penicillium lagena, 2184 nucleotides. RefSeq lists its product as uncharacterized. The transcript is spliced from 3 exons. The coding region runs from base 1 to 2184 and encodes 727 amino acids. NCBI's taxonomy places the organism in Eukaryota, Fungi, Ascomycota, Eurotiomycetes, Eurotiales, Aspergillaceae. The record is from RefSeq and is a predicted model, not a curated record.
AUGGCACCUUCCAAGCAGUCAGAAUUGGAGGAAUUGGAGCGCAAGUUAUAUACGUACCGCCAGCACCAUUUUGAGCUAUCCGCCAGAGUGCAUCUAUCACACCUCAUCUUUGAUGCGGGAUUCAGAAGGCGGAUGAACAACCGUAAAAAUGUUCUUCGAUUGGAGAGUAUCAUGAAGAUUCAAGGGUGUCAACGCCUGAUGAGAGACAACCAUGUACCAGUCAUUGUCCCUAGGUCAGACUGGCUACGUCGCGUGAGCCCGCGCCAUGGCGACGGGAUCAUACCCAGUUUGGAUGUAGAUCUGGACUAUCGUCUGCGCGCUCAGGACCACGAGAAUCUGAUCGCGGCUGCACGGAAAACGCUUGACUCCGAUAAUCAGUGGUGGAUUGUGGACGUAUAUGUAAUCGACGACGAGGGAGAUAGUUGCGAUGUCGAUGCCGGAGUUCUCCGGGAGAAGUUCAUUCAAUCCCUAAACGAGCGGUUUCCAAAUGACAAUCGGCCGCCCGACGGUUUAAUAUACGAGCGUAUUAACUACUACGAGGGUCACCUGGACGGACCCCUGGAUCGAAUGGCCGCGAACAACUGGUGGGCUGUACUGGAGAGAGUGGCGGGAAGUAAGAAAGGAAAGUAUUUACGAUUGUUCUUCAAACAUCCAACAUUACAUCAAAAUUUGAAUUCGUUGCUUGUCAUCGGGGGUCUCUGGGAAGACAUGCGGAUUGGCCUACUUCAUAAACUCAAUUCCAUGCACUGUGAUGAGCCAAUUUCAUGCUAUUGGGGGUUGAUUCUCAGCACAUUUCUCGGACUGGUCGGCGGAAGACGCGAGUUGUUGCCUCUGAUCGAUGGAGUCACGGUCGGUCUGAUUCAAUCCUGCGCGCCUAAAGUUUCCGAUAAUGACCUGACGUUCCUGCAAACUGAAAUGGACGAGGGAAAUCUCUUCGCUAAUAUCCCGGAGGAGCCCCGCCAGGAGAUCUGGGAACGACUGAAAGAGAUUGAUUAUCCAAUUCCAACUUUGAAAACUUUCUUCAAGGAUCGUCUCUACCUCGAAGUCGCUCAGAAUGUUAUGAAACGACUCUUCACCCAACCACGUGAUAUGAAAAUUACGAUUGAUGAGGGUGUGUGCGGGGUGUAUGAUACUGCAGUGCCGAUUCUACAGGGACAGGAACGGCUGAGACCGGACCUCCUGGAGUUUUGGCGAUUUAGUUUCCAGUACGGAUUUGAAAUGACCGAUCAUCGGCGUCGAAAAUCUCUUAAAGGACCUGAUAUCGAAAAUCCAUCCGACCAGUAUGCCUUCAGGUCUUUACCCAUCGACCGAUCCGACAUCUGGCGGCAUUUCUUUGGCAUUAUGAGAGCAAGAGGCUUUAAACCCCCCAGCACAGAGGACCUAUCCCUUCCAACGGUUGAACUUCCUUCUCCUAUACCUUGUGACUAUCCGGAAGACCCGUCAAAGGAAAUCGAUGUCGCAAAACGAUGUGGAAAGCCAUUCACGGAUACCAUGGAGGCAGAUCGAUUCGCUUUGUCCGCGGAGUCGUUACAGCAGAACCGGACGAUGGAACGUGUGACGGCCGGGUUUCUCCAGAGAUCUAUUUUCAAAGCCUUUUUUGGCUAUCUCAUGGAAAGCAGGGCAAGCAGCGGCCAAUCGUUCGGCUAUAAUCCCUUCGAAGUGAGUAUGGGAACCCAUGAUUAUCGCGCACAAUCGGCCCAUACAAAUCUUAACCCAGAUACAACGGAAGUCCCCGACCUACCCGAGGAUUUUACGAGCGCCACACAGGCCCCUUUACCUACCCCAAUGACUGAGCCUUUUACUCCCGUGGUUGCAGCAUCAGCGGUCGAUGUGCGGCCGUCUUGUUACAUCAUGGAUGUCUGCAUAGCAGGGAACACACGAAGAUUGAACUUGCCGACCGAACAAUCCUACAUGAAUACAUUUUCGGAUGGUUUAGCUCGAAAUCACUUUGACGUUUGGAUACCUGAGGACAACCGAUAUAUUCGACCGGAAACAUGCUACAGGCACUACUUGCAACAUCCUUUGUCGCAGCUUCAUGCAGAGUUCAAAGCACGAGAAUCCUUGCGAAUGGACAUUGGAAGCAAGAGAAGGCGGGUCGAUGCACAACCGGAUAUGGAGAGGGCAAGAGAGUGGUUGGAAAAUCAACUUUCUGAUCUAUCUACCAGUGACGAGAACGAGCUUUAA